Laetiporus sulphureus 93-53 is the source of this 1233-nucleotide messenger RNA. Its product is annotated as glycoside hydrolase/deacetylase. The record is from RefSeq and is a predicted model, not a curated record. Bases 67 to 987 code for a protein of 306 amino acids. Gene Ontology annotation, biological process: carbohydrate metabolic process. Lineage: Eukaryota; Fungi; Basidiomycota; Agaricomycetes; Polyporales; Laetiporaceae. The transcript has 14 exons. Gene Ontology annotation, molecular function: hydrolase activity, acting on carbon-nitrogen (but not peptide) bonds.
CGCUGAAUAGUAGCCGGACCUGUAUACGCUCGCGUGCCGCUCUCCUGGACAUACCCAUCAUCCAUUAUGCCCCGCAGGAUACUCAUUGGCUUUGGCGUCGACGUGGACGCCGUCGCCGGAUGGCUCGGCUCAUACGGAGGCGAAGACUCUCCGUUGGACAUUUCCAGGGGGAUGUAUGCGGGUGAAGUAGGCGUGCCUCGCCUGCUCAAGCUCUUCAAGAAGUACAAUAUAAAGACGACUUGGUUUAUUCCUGGACACAGCCUGGAGACCUUUCCAGAACAGAUGGCUGCUGUUCGGGACGCGGGCCAUGAGAUAGGACUUCACGGCUAUUCGCACGAGAAUCCCGUAUCGUUGACAGUUCAACAGCAAAAGGACAUCCUUGACUACACCUAUGAUUUGUUGACGAAAUUCAACAAUGGGAUACCACCCAAAGGAAGUGUCGCGCCAUGGUGGGAGACGAGCGCGGAAGGUACAGAUUUACUCCUCGACAAGGGUAUCGAAUAUGAUCACUCGAAUAUGGCUCAUGACUCCCAGGCAUACUACCUGCGUGAUCAGGACAUCUGGACCAAGAUCGACUAUAAGGCCGAAGCGCAUACUUGGAUGAAGCCCUUGGUUCGCGGCAAAGAAACAGGUAUCGUCGAGUUGCCCGGCAACUGGUACCUCGAUGAUCUUCCUCCGAUGAUGUUCAUCAAAUCUAGUUCCAACUCCCACGGCUGGGUCAACGCACGCGACGUCGAGCAGCUCUGGAAGGAUACUUUUACAUACCUAUACAGAGAGGAAGAGAACUUCAUCUUCCCGAUCACUAUCCAUCCGGACGUCAGCGGCCGCCCUCACGUUCUCCUGAUGCUUGAGCGCUUCAUCGAAUGGGUCAACAUCCACAAGGACGUUCACUGGGUAUGCAUGGCGGACAUGGCGCGAGAGUUCCGCGAGCGCAACCCUCCACCAGCAGGUGCUCGCAUGCCCAAGGGCAUGGAGAUCAAGUCUUGAGCUUAAGGGGAAAUGUGGCCAAACUUGUUGGGUUGUCGGCUUUUUGCUGGAGGGCACUUGGGUCUGACGGCGUAGUCAAGUGCUCAAAACCCAUGUAUUCCAUAUGUCUCGUAAUCUGUCUUCAACACUGGGUUAGGAACACGUGUCUAGCUCAGCGGCACAGUCGAAACCGAUCGCAAUCUUCGAUCGAGUGGCGCAAGAGCUCGCUCUCAACCUCACCAGCAUCCUAUAGCCAGUCCUUGUCGA